Messenger RNA from Eruca vesicaria subsp. sativa (arugula), 348 nucleotides. Lineage: Eukaryota; Viridiplantae; Streptophyta; Magnoliopsida; Brassicales; Brassicaceae. The record is from the annotation of a GenBank genome assembly.
AUGGAUAUUCCAAAACAGUACCUAUCACACUUCAUAUUGAUCAUCUUCAUAAAUACAAAUACGUCACAUGCCGACACCAAACAUAGCAUGCCAGUUCCAAACGGUCCAUCAACAACAGAAUCUGUGUUUCUUGCUUUCGGAAAGAUAACUGUAAAGAUCAUCAACGAUCUUGGCGGCAACACACUAACGUUGAAGUAUCACUGUAAAUCAAAAGACGAUGAUUUUGGUGACCGGAGUUUGCAACCAGGUAAGUCGUGGUCGUUUAGAUUCCGGCGUCAAUUCUUCGGAAAGAAAUUGUUUUCCUGUACUUAUGUUUUGCCAAAUGGAAGGUUUUCUUUCAGCAUAUAG